UCUCUCUCUUACUUCCCCCCAAAAUCUCUCCUCUUUUCCUGUCACCAAAGAAAAGGCCUCAGCAAACAUUCCGCAGACCUCCCUCAUUUCUCGCUCUGCCAUACCAUUUGUCGUUUCUCUCUCUACACUUGUGAUAACGACAAGCUGUUCUCUCUUUCUCUCUAAUAUCUGCUUUGUUGUUUCGCUCUCUCAUCCCAUAUUUCCAUCCGUGUUCUCGUUCUGUCAUUAUCUUCUUUCACUCUUUCCACCGCAAACAUUCCCGGAACUCUGGGUUAUUUUCUCUCUCUCUCUCUCUAAAAUUUCAGAAGCUUCCUGAAAACAGAGCCCUGUUCUUGCGGGUCUCCCUUCCAAACUCUCCAUAUCGCCAAACUUCAGUACUAUCUCUCUUUCAAACACUUCUCUCUCGCUCUCUCUCGAUAUCUCUAUAUACAACUGAAAGGUUCCAUAAAAACCUGCUGUGCUUCGUUAAACCAUGGCAGUUAUCAGUCCUCGGAUUCAUGUCCCUGCGUUGAAAAUCCCAAACUCUUCUCAGGGAAGGCCCUUUGCAAUUGAUAACUCUUGCGGGCUCUUGCGUGAUUUCAGCGCAGUUUCCCCUGAAACGAGAUCACUGAUAAUUAAGGAUGGCGGCAAGAGGUAUCUGAGCAAAAGAUUGAAUGUCAGUUCCAUGAAGAUGGCUGAUAGAUAUCAAUCAACUGACCAGGUUCCAACCCGUGAUCCCUCAGACCAUCAGCAGUUUACGCCUCAUUUUGGGAGUCAAAUGGGUGAUAAACAUUUGAUGGAGACACUGGCAACUUCUAAUCCACAACGAAAGACAAAAAUUGUGUGUACAAUUGGUCCUUCUACAAGUACACGUGAAAUGAUAUGGAAGUUGGCGGAUGCAGGAAUGAAUGUUGCACGUCUGAAUAUGUCCCAUGGAGACCAUGCUUCUCACCAAAAAACCAUUGAUCUUGUUAAGGAAUACAAUGCUCAAUCCCAAGAUAAUGUGAUUGCAAUAAUGUUGGAUACCAAGGGUCCUGAGGUUAGAAGUGGAGACUUACCUCAACCAAUAAUGCUGAAGGCUGGUCAGGAGUUCACUUUCACAAUCAGGAGAGGAGUCAAUUCAGAAAACGUUGUUAGUGUAAAUUACGAUGAUUUUGUGAAUGAUGUUGAGGAGGGGGACACUCUCUUGGUUGAUGGUGGAAUGAUGUGUUUAGCGGUAAAAUCAAAAACAUUGGAUUCAGUUACAUGUGAAGUCAUUGAUGGGGGAGAACUUAAAUCUAGGCGUCACUUGAAUGUGCGGGGAAAAAGUGCAACCCUGCCUUCAAUAACAGAGAAGGACUGGGAAGAUAUCAAGUUUGGGGUGGAUAACAACGUUGACUUCUAUGCUGUUUCAUUUGUAAAAGAUGCUAAAGUAGUUCACGAAUUGAAGGACUACCUUAAAAGUUGUGGUGCUGAUAUUCAUGUGAUCGUUAAAAUUGAGAGUGCAGAUUCAAUACCAAAUCUUCAGUCAAUUAUUUCGGCAUCAGAUGGGGCAAUGGUUGCUCGUGGAGACCUUGGAGCAGAGCUCCCAAUUGAGGAAGUUCCUUUAUUGCAGGAAGAAAUCAUUACAAGGUGUCGUAGCAUGGGGAAGCCAGUGAUAGUCGCAACCAACAUGUUAGAAAGCAUGAUAAACCACCCAACUCCGACGAGGGCUGAGGUUUCUGACAUUGCAAUUGCUGUUCGAGAAGGCACUGAUGCAAUCAUGUUGUCUGGUGAAACGGCACAUGGGAAGUAUCCCUUGAAAGCUGUGAAAGUUAUGCACACAGUAGCUUUGAGAACAGAAACAACUCUUAUAAAUGGUUCAAGGCUUACAGUCGCCACCAGUACCUUCCAGAGUCACAUGGGCACAAUGUUUGCAUUUCAUGCAACUACAAUGGCGAACACGCUUGGAACACCCAUCAUUGUCUUCACAAGAACUGGAUCUAUGGCCAUAUUAUUGAGCCACUAUCGACCAUUUGCACCGAUCUUUGCUUUCACAAAUGUAGAAAGAAUAAAGCACAGGCUGGCUCUUUAUCAUGGAGUGCAUCCCAUAUAUAUGCAUUUUUCAAAUGAUGCAGAAGAAACAUUUACUAAGGCCCUCUCGUGCUUGCUGAGCCAAGGCUUGAUGAAAGGGGGCGAGCAGGUCACCCUUGUCCAGAGUGGUACACAACCGAUCUGGCGUAAAGAGUCCUCUCACCACAUCCAAGUUCGGAACGUCCAAGGAUGAAGCAUGCUAUCCUAGAGUGGGUCCUGGGAGGGGUUAGCUGGAAACGGUCGUAACCUUUGGCUUUUUAUGCGCAGAGUGGGCGCUGUCAGGACUCGAACCCACGCUCUUGCGCUGGCUACCUGAGCCUUUUACUGUGACGGCCCUAGAUUGAGAAUAGUUAUAAACAAUUUAAAAUGUUGUAAUGGACAGUCUAGAUAAAGUGUUACAAGAUGUACAAUUUUUAGAACUUGAAAUCCUUUUAGGAUUCGAACCCGCGCUCUUGUGUUGGCUACCCGAGCCUUUUACUGUCACAUCAAGUGACAGCCGCUAGAUUGAGAAUAAUUAUAAACAAUUUAAAAUGAAAUUGACAGUCUAGAUAACGUGUUACUAGAUGUACAAAUUUUAGAACUUGAAAUGUUUACUUUUUUAUAUCUCUACAUCUUGAGAUGAUCAACUAUAGGGUUUUUUGAUGUCAGAACAUCCUUGUUCAAGUGGAUUUUUAAGGUGACCUUUUCUUAUGCAAUAUAAGAUUGACAUCUUAUCAUUUGAUG
Messenger RNA from Amborella trichopoda, 2754 nucleotides. RefSeq names its product pyruvate kinase isozyme G, chloroplastic. NCBI's taxonomy places the organism in Eukaryota, Viridiplantae, Streptophyta, Magnoliopsida, Amborellales, Amborellaceae. Gene Ontology annotation, molecular function: pyruvate kinase activity; potassium ion binding; magnesium ion binding. The record is from RefSeq and is a predicted model, not a curated record. Gene Ontology annotation, biological process: glycolytic process.